GCUUAGGCAUAAUGAUAAGUAGGUACAAGUUUAAUUACCACGAGAAAGCAAUUUAUUUACUCAGUUGCACAGUUUUGAAAAUGGUUACCGCCGCGGCGCUUGUCUUCAGUGUGUUGUCAGGGUUGGUGGCGGGAGACCAGCUGGCGUUCCCACCUGGGUUCAAGUUUGGAGCAGCCACGUCGGCGUAUCAGGUGGAAGGAUCUUGGAACGUCACCGACAAAGGCGUUAGCAUCUGGGACACAUUCACGCACCGUCACGACAGCUCAGUGUUCAACCAGAACACGGGGGACGUCGCGUGUGACUCCUACACCCACUACAAGAGGGACGUGCAGAUGGCCGAAGAGAUGGGCCUUCAGUUUUACAGGUUCUCUCUCUCCUGGCCCCGCCUCCUUCCAACGGGCUUCUCCAACAGAAUCAGUGAGGACGGCAAGCGGUACUACAACGAGCUGAUUGACGAACUCCUGCGCAACGGCAUCGAGCCAAUGGUCACUAUUUAUCAUUGGGAUUUACCACAGACUAUACAGAAUCUUGGCGGAUGGACCAACCCCCUCAUAGUCGACUGGUUUGGAGAUUACGCGAGAAACGUCUACUCUCUCUUUGGCGAUCGCGUAAAGACCUGGAUCACGAUCAACGAACCUCUAAUCGCAUGUGACUUGUCCUACAACACUGGUUUAUUAGCCCCUGGAAUCGUGAGCCCUGGGCUUGGGUCGUAUUUGUGCAAUAAGCAUGUGAUGCUCGCACAUGCGACAGCGUACAGAAUAUAUGAUGAGGAAUUCCGCGUUUGGCAAAACGGUAAGGUGUCCUUUACCAACCAACUGAUUUGGACGGAAGGAGACACGGAACAUGAUGAGACUGACGCCGAAAUAAUGCGGCAGUUCAUGAUCGGGCUCUGCUCCCACCCGGUCUACAGCGCGGAAGGUGGCUGGCCGCGCAUCAUUGAGGAGCUAGUGGCUGAAAAGAGCAUAUCUGAAGGGUACAAGAAUUCCAAACUCCCUGUGUUUUCUUCCGAGGAAAUAGAAUUUAUCAGAGGGACCUUUGAUUUCUAUUCUUUGAACUACUACACGGCGCGGACGGUGAGGCGGGCGCGGGCGGGUGAGGUCGUAGGGCCCUACCCCCUGUUCGGGGCCCCGGACUUAGAUCUAGUGCUUGGCAUCCGUCCCCAUUGGAAGGAAUCUCACUCGGCUUCUUUUCAAAUCUACCCAGAAGGUCUGCGUCACAUUCUCACCUGGCUGAAGAAGAACUACGGAGACUUGGAGUUCUUCAUUCUAGAGAAUGGAUUCGCAUCCAAACCUGGCCUGGAGCUACAAGACGAUGAAAGGAUUCAGUUCAUACACGACCAUUUGGAACAGGUGCUGUUAUCCAUAUAUGAGGACGGGGCAGACGUGAGAGGGUACACGGCAUGGUCCAUCAUGGACAACUUCGAGUGGCACGAUGGAUAUAACAUAGCAUUUGGGCUAUACGCAGUGGACUUCAAUGAUCCUCAGCGCACGCGCACACCGCGAAAAUCGGCCAAAUAUUACGAGAGAGUGAUCAAAUCUCACUCGUUAGUUCCUGUAGGGGCGGUGAAAGAUGACUUGUAGAAUUACAGCUGGUGGAAGGUGGAGGGCUCGUGGUCCCGCCCUAAAAUAGAACCACUUCAGUGGAUGACGUGAGAUCUUCCUAACUUAGGACAGUCCAGAAAAUAACUUAGUUGAUAAGUGUGUAAUAAAAGUAUAUUAAGAAAAAUAAAUGUAUUAAAAAAAUAAACUUAUUUGUUC
Plodia interpunctella (Indianmeal moth) is the source of this 1757-nucleotide messenger RNA. Its product is annotated as myrosinase 1-like. Gene Ontology annotation, biological process: carbohydrate metabolic process. Gene Ontology annotation, molecular function: beta-glucosidase activity. The record is from RefSeq and is a predicted model, not a curated record. Bases 12 to 1580 code for a protein of 522 amino acids. Lineage: Eukaryota; Metazoa; Arthropoda; Insecta; Lepidoptera; Pyralidae. The transcript has 11 exons.